Schizosaccharomyces cryophilus OY26 is the source of this 1831-nucleotide messenger RNA. RefSeq names its product mRNA export receptor. The record is from RefSeq and is a predicted model, not a curated record. The transcript is spliced from 2 exons. Gene Ontology annotation, cellular component: nucleus. The coding region runs from base 86 to 1831 and encodes 581 amino acids. Gene Ontology annotation, biological process: poly(A)+ mRNA export from nucleus. NCBI's taxonomy places the organism in Eukaryota, Fungi, Ascomycota, Schizosaccharomycetes, Schizosaccharomycetales, Schizosaccharomycetaceae. Gene Ontology annotation, molecular function: protein binding; RNA binding.
ACCUUAUAUGAUUUGUUUAUACGUUUGUUUCAUAGCAUUCGCUUAAUGUUUGAGCUUAAAAAGGAUAAGCUAUUUUCGGUUACGGAUGAGGAAGGAGAUGUCGGUUGCUUGCCUUAAGCCUAAAACGUUUUCACACUUUACCAAUCUCUCAGCAUUCUGUGGAAUUGUGAAGAUGCUACGUAGGAAACGUGAUCGUAAAAAUGCUGCUAAGGAAAAUGAGAUGGCAAUCGACAAGCCACUUGAAGCCAAGAGAACCCCUACCAAGAAUCGGUCACAUCAUGAUCCACCAAUUUCCGUGGUCAUUACGGGUCAUUCCAAAGCUACAGAAGACGAUUUGAUCAGUUUCGUUUGGAGAAAAGCAAAAGUGCGUCUUAUGAACCUCGUUUUUACUCCCGCUUCUGCUACAGCAGUCGUGAAAAGUCAGGAUUUCUCCAAGCUAAACGGCUUGAACGGUACAGCCUUUGCCGGUGAUCGAUUAGCCAUUCGAAGCAUCACUGGUUCUUCUCCAGCUGCUUCUGCAUUGAAAAAAUCAAAGUCAAAGCGAACUCGUCGCUUAGCUACUUCAGGAUCACCGUCUGCCUUGCGCUCUCUCUCUUCUUCAUCUUCUCAGCCUUUGACUCCAUCAAAAGACAACGCCACGUCCAAUCCUUCAUCCACAAAUGAAACUAUUGAAAAAUUAAAGCAAUUUCUUGUUUCUCGUUACCAUUCCGAAACCAAAUUCUUGGACUUAGGAAACUUGCAACAGGACCCUCUUUUAAAACAAAUGGGAAUUUUGGCAGAAGCUUCUACGAAAAGCAAAAUGUUUCCGGCUUUAAUGAAGGUCGCUUCUAUUCAUUUUUCUGAUGUCGUAUCUGUUAAUUUAUCAGAUAACAACAUCGAAUCUGUAGCCUCUGUCACCACUCUCUCCCAAACAUGGCCUCAUUUGUUAAACUUAAGCCUCGCAAAUAAUCGAAUUUCUUCACUCAAAGAUCUGGAACCCUGGGCCCCCAAAACAAAAUUACCGGAUUUGCAAGAGCUGGUACUAGUAGGCAAUCCAAUCUCUCAAACCACAUUUGCAAACCAGUCUCUACAGUAUCAGAUGGAGAUGGUUGCAAGAUUUCCUAAGCUCCGAUUACUUGAUGGAAAUCCAAUUCACCCAGAAGUUUUGGCUGCUCAUACUUCUCUGCCUUUCCCGGCCUUCCCUCCCUUCUUUGACAAACCCGAAACCCAGCAGCUCAUUUAUCCUUUUCUGGAGGCUUUUUUCAAAGGAUGGGAUACCGAUCGUACAGCACUUAUCCAACAAAUAUAUAGCCCUCAAGCCACCUUCUCUGUUUCUCUAAAUUCAAGCAAUAUUCGAUCCAAGGUUGUUCCUUCCAAAUCCGAUUCGCUAAAAUGGGGAAUUUACAAAAAGAAAAGCAGAAACUUGUUACAUGUCCGCUCAAGUGAUGAACAGGCAUCACGGUUGUACGCUGGGCAUGAAGCUAUUGUUGCUGCUGGAAACGCGUUACCCCAAACUCGGCACGAUAUGUCAGAUUCUUCCGAAUGGUUAAUUGAGGGAUGGAACUUGAUGCUUCCUUCUAUCGGCAGUUCCAUAAAAAUUAUUAUACACGGAAAAUUUGAAGAGCCCCAAAAUAAAAACCUCACAAGAAGCUUCGAUCGUGUUAUGAUUAUAUUACCUGGUGGACCAACAGGCGUGUUAGUUAUCAACGAUAUGUUGACUGUCCGCUCCUUCUACUCCGAAUGUGGUCCCCGCGACAACCAACGAUCAGCAGGCUGGUCCUGCUGCAUUGCCCAACCAAGAUAUGCAAGAACAAAUGGUUUUAAAGUUAAAAUUGGAAACGGGAUUAAAUGA